AUGCCGUCGCCCAAGAGCCAAAGCCGGUACUCGAAUGGCUCUCUACUACGAUCAUCCACCGGCGCCGCCGUCCGCCGUGGCGAUAUAAAGAUAUCCGACCCCAUUCCGUAUGAUCAUUCACGAAACGUUGCCACUCGACACAAUAGCGACUGGCCAAUGAAGAAUUCGGCACCUGAUAUGCAGCGCGGUCGACAUUUCAGCACAGGCAACCUUGAACCGAUGGGCGCUGGUCGUGCCUCGGUCGGACCUUCGUUAAUCCCUAGCUCGAUAUCUACCGGCGCUUCGAAAGGUUCCAUUCGUCAGAAGAAGCAGAAUGGCUUCCGUGCGACCUUGCGACGAAUGUUCGGUAGCAAGAAGGGCCAUCCUCCUCCCUUGGACGACCCAAGGAAGGACUAUCACCGCAGCGACCCCGGAAAUUUGACCGCCAUCACAGAACGAUCGACGGAUAUCAACAUUGCACGAGCACCAUCCCAGGCUGGAGGCACUGUGACACGUGCAAGCGCAUUGGCUUCACAUGGCCUCAAUCUAGAUUUCACCCUCGAAUCUGACAAUGCCGACCACACUAAUCUUCCGUCUCCAGGCCAUCGGCGUCGAAACACCCUACCUAGUCUUGUGAUUAGCGACUCGAUGGCGCAAAUAUUGGCUGGGCCAGAUGACCAGGAUCUGACAUCUCGAACUCGGGGGCCGGACACGCUACCGGAGCCGAUGCUCAAGCGGCGCUCGCGGAGUGCUGACGCGCUCAACAGGAUGAUAUCCGACAUCACUCUCCGCAACGCUGUCAACCGCGAUCGGCAAUCGGACAUCGCAUACUGGCGAAAGAGUAUCGUUGAAAACCCACCUCCCGCCUGGCCUCCUUGGCAACAGCCGACCGACCGUGUGGCUCCCUCAACACGAGCCGAAGAAGUGUCCCAGGAGUCUGUGCCUUUGCACAAUUUCGAUUUCGGUCUCGACCGUGAGCAAGGUCGGGAGGCCACUCUUGAGGACAGGGUCAACACGCUGGAGGUCAAGUUGUUCGACUUUGAAUUUGCUAUCGCGAACCUCCAAGGUCACGACAUUCCUAAACCGGCUCUUCCUCAGAAGCUACCUAAGCGAAGGUCGAUUCAUGGCCUGUUUCCACCUGAGAUGGACUCGGGUGCCGAAUCCUCAUCUUCUACCCCUGAACCUACCUCAUUCCUCACUUCGCCAGACAAUUCACCCCUGCCUCUAGAGGAGCCUUUCCGACCCGACCGGUCUAGCAAAGCCACUAUACGCCCUCUCAACACUCAACGCACGUCCGAUGCCCAAUCGCCUUCACCUGUGCGUAUCACCGUCGAUCAGUUUGACAGAAUAAUGGACAUCAUUCGGAGAGAGCAGAAUUCGCGACGGCAGCUCGAGGCACAAGUCAAUGAAUUACAGUCUCAACUUGACGCUCUGCGAUCACCAGUCUAUGCCGAGAUCAGAGAGCGCACCGAUUAUCCUACUCCGAAUUCAAAGCAAGGCACACCCGCCCUCAACAAAACCUUGAAACGCUCACCGCCCUUCUCGACUGGGAAGAAAGCAGCGGAGCAGUCAAGGUUCAGCAUGAGCGAAGUUGAUUCUGACACCGAUGGUGGCUUCGAUGAGGCGUUCGAGACACCACAAGACAACACUUUUAUGUUUGAACAUCCGCGUAGCUCGCCCAUGAUUGGCGUGAGCUGA
Molecule: messenger RNA, 1677 nt
Organism: Cyphellophora europaea CBS 101466
Lineage: Eukaryota; Fungi; Ascomycota; Eurotiomycetes; Chaetothyriales; Cyphellophoraceae
Exons: 2
Coding region: 1-1677 (558 amino acids)
Source: RefSeq, a predicted model, not a curated record